Molecule: messenger RNA, 11216 nt
Organism: Symphalangus syndactylus (siamang)
Lineage: Eukaryota; Metazoa; Chordata; Mammalia; Primates; Hylobatidae
Gene: TADA2A
Product: transcriptional adaptor 2A
Biological process (GO): chromatin remodeling; regulation of transcription by RNA polymerase II
Cellular component (GO): SAGA-type complex; nucleus
Molecular function (GO): transcription coactivator activity; protein binding; chromatin binding
Source: RefSeq, a predicted model, not a curated record
CCUCGCCGCUCUGUGGUGGAGGGCGGUGCGGGGCCCGGUCUGACCCCUGGGGUCCGCCCCGCGUCUGGGCGGUGCCCCAGUGCCCGGCCUCGCCAUUUCCCGCUCGGCCCUGGAGCGCGUCGCUCUACCAAGAAUGGCCACUGUGCCUGAUGCCCCUGACCAGCGUUACCCAUUUGAAUUUCCUAGCAGGCCCUCCAAAGUAGGUAUUUCAGUACCCUGUUAGAGCUGAGGCGCAGGUAAAAUGACUGGCCCAGGCCGGUCCCACCCCGUAAGGAUUUGAACGUUGGCUCCACAACUCGGGAGCCUGCGCCUUUCCUCCUCCCAGCGUGGACUCCUGCCCGGCGAAGUGCCUCACUUCCUUCUCCCGGGAGUUAUCAAACUUUGGUGUAUGUGUUGGUUGGUUCUGAAGUCUUGAAGAAGCUCUGUGCUGAGGAAGACCAAAGCAGCACUCAUUGCCAAUUAGGGAAUGGACCGUUUGGGUUCCUUUAGCAAUGAUCCCUCUGAUAAGCCACCUUGCCGAGGCUGCUCCUCCUACCUCAUGGAGCCUUAUAUCAAGUGUGCUGAAUGUGGGCCGCCUCCUUUUUUCCUCUGCUUGCAGUGUUUCACUCGAGGCUUUGAGUACAAGAAACAUCAAAGCGAUCAUACUUAUGAAAUAAUGACUUCAGAUUUUCCUGUCCUUGAUCCCAGCUGGACUGCUCAAGAAGAAAUGGCCCUUUUAGAAGCUGUGAUGGACUGUGGCUUUGGAAAUUGGAUUUUACUGUGUUGCCCAGGCUGGUCUCCGACUCCUGAGUUCAAGCCAUCCUCCCACCUUGACCUCCCAAAGUGCUGGAAUAACAGGCAGGAUGUAGCCAAUCAAAUGUGCACCAAGACCAAGGAGGAGUGUGAGAAGCACUAUAUGAAGCAUUUCAUCAAUAACCCUCUGUUUGCAUCUACCCUGCUGAACCUGAAACAAGCAGAGGAAGCAAAAACUGCCGACACAGCUAUUCCAUUUCACUCUACAGAUGACCCUCCCCGACCUACCUUUGACUCCUUGCUUUCUCGGGACAUGGCCGGGUACAUGCCAGCUCGAGCAGAUUUCAUUGAGGAAUUUGACAAUUACGCAGAAUGGGACUUGAGAGACAUUGAUUUUGUUGAAGAUGACUCGGACAUUUUACAUGCUCUGAAGAUGGCUGUGGUAGAUAUCUAUCAUUCCAGGUUAAAGGAGAGACAAAGACGAAAAAAAAUUAUAAGAGACCAUGGAUUAAUCAACCUUAGAAAGUUUCAAUUAAUGGAACGGCGGUAUCCCAAGGAGGUCCAGGACCUGUAUGAAACAAUGAGGCGAUUUGCAAGAAUUGUGGGGCCAGUGGAACAUGACAAAUUCAUUGAAAGCCAUGCAUUGGAAUUUGAACUCCGAAGGGAAAUCAAGAGGCUCCAAGAAUACAGGACAGCAGGCAUUACCAAUUUUUGUAGUGCCAGAACCUAUGAUCACCUCAAGAAGACACGGGAAGAAGAGCGCCUUAAACGCACUAUGCUCUCAGAAGUUCUCCAGUAUAUCCAGGACAGUAGUGCUUGCCAGCAGUGGCUCCGCCGGCAAGCUGACAUUGAUUCCGGCGUGAGUCCUUCCAUUCCAAUGGCUUCGAAUUCAGGUAGACGGAGUGCACCACCCUUGAACCUCACUGGCCUCCCUGGCACAGAGAAGCUGAAUGAAAAAGAAAAGGAGCUCUGUCAGAUGGUGAGGUUGGUCCCUGGAGCCUAUUUAGAAUACAAAUCUGCUCUAUUGAACGAAUGUAACAAGCAAGGAGGCUUAAGACUGGCGCAGGCAAGAGCACUCAUCAAGAUAGAUGUGAACAAAACCCGGAAAAUCUAUGAUUUCCUCAUCCGAGAAGGAUACAUCACUAAAGGCUAAGGCUCCAAGGGCUUGGGAUCAGAAGUCAGAAGUUUGGAAUGUGGUGGGUCAAAGGACAGUGUGGGUGGGCAUUCUGGAGAGUUGUUUUUCAGCUGAAUUCUCAUAGUGAAAAGAGGGGAAAGGACAAAGGAAACCUUAAGUUGUAUUAAGUCUGCUUUCUUCUCCAUCCUGCUUUAAAACACUCCUGUUGUUGGUAUUGUGCUGCAGAGUUGUGUGCUAGAUAAGCUAUUAUUAAAUGUGAGUGGGCAUUCAUUCCUAACACCUCUUGUAACUAAAAGAACCAUAGUACCUCACAUCACAGUGCUGGUAGAAAUAGAACUAAACCACAGUCUGUAGUCCCAGGAGUCCAGCUCAGAUCCUUAUAUUGCGAGGUAAGUUUGCUGAUUAUCUGCCUUGCCUUCAAACACUGCAGACAGAUUUAAAAUAAAGAGAAAGGUUUUAGAGCGUAAGAAAGCUCUCCUCGAAGGAUUUUUUAAGCUGACAACUUUUUUUUUUUUGACAUAGAAUUUGCUCUUGUCCUUCAGGCUGGAGUGUGAUGGCAAGAUCUCAGCUCAGUGCAACCUCUGCCUCCCAGGUUCAAGUGAUUCUCCUGCCUCAGCCUCCCGAGUAGCUGGGACUACUACCACACCUAGCUAAUUUUGUAUUUUAGUAGAGACAGGGUUUUGUCAUGUUGGCCAGUCUGGUUGCAAACUCCUCACCUCAGGUGAUCUGCCCGCCUCGGCCUCCCAAAGUACUGGGAUUACAGGCGUGAGCCAUCGCGCCCGGCCUAAGCUGACAACUUUUAUGAGUAAAGGGGAAGAAAAUAUCCUUAUGAUGGUCUUAUCCCAAACUGCAUCUUUAACUUCGGCUGGGCAAGGUGGCUCGCCUGUAAUCCCAGCACUUUGGGAGGCUAAGGUGGGCGGAUCACGAGGUCAGGAGUUCAAGACCAGCCUGACCAACAUGGUGAAACCGUCUCUACUAAAAAUACAAAAAUUAGCUGGGUGUGGUGGCACACGCCUGUAAUCCUAGCUACUCAGGAGGCUGAGGCAGGAGAAUUGCUGAACCCAGGAGGCGGAGGUUGCAGCGAGCCGAGAUCGCGCCACUGUGCUCCAGCCUGGGCGACAGAGUGAGACUCUGUCUCAAAAAAAAAAAAAAAAACUUUAACGUCUGGCUUUGUACUUUGCAGUCUGCCUGUCUAAUCUGCAGUAGUCUUUUGAGGAGGUGGCACCGGAUAUAACAUGUCUCUGUUAUUUUUAGAAUUAAUUAAAAUGUUUUGCUAUUUAAUUUGUGGGUGUGUCAAAUAUUCUGGUAACUGAAACACACUUAAGGUGUUGGAUGCCCGCCCCAUCACGCUGCACUGUCUGCUGUCAUAUGUGUCCUGAACUCACCCUGUUUUUGCCCUGGGUUUCCCAGGAUACCAAGCCCCUGAGGAUGGAGAUGAUGCAACAAACCUCAGCUUUGCUUGGAUUGAGACUUGAACCCUAUUUCUCAAUGGUGAAAGGCUAGCCUGCAAUAAAAGCUGCUUUUAAAACAGAAGUAAAGCAGCUUUAUAUAUGGGACUCACUAGAUAUGAGGGUGAGUAGCCCCACCACAUGUGAAACUUGGUCCUCAAACCUUUCUGCAGAAUAAGAAGCCAAACUUACGGUUAUCUUGUUUCUGUUAGAAACAAAGUUGUAUAUAGAAAUAACUUCGUCAGAAUCUACACAAAUACAUCAAAUAGUUGACUCUUUAAUUCCUUCUACAUUCAAAUAUCUAAUUAAAAUAUUGUGUGCUUUGUUGGAAGCAUCUGCUCAAACUUUUGACUUUUGUAAAUAUGCAUGCAGCUGGGAAGGGAUUCAUCUAAGGGAUGAGAAAUGAAAAAGACACUCUCAGGACCUGAGGGAAUUCAAAUAGAGGACUUCGAUUUUUUAAAAAGAAUGACGUGGAAAUGAUCUAUUUUCCUUGUAUAGUCAUAUCUCGUAGAAAACAUUUUACCACUACCAUCACCCCUAGUUGGUUGUGAAGUGAUUGCCUCUUAUCCCUGAAAGGAAACUCCUGUUCUGAAAAGUUGGGAUGCAUUAGACAUCAGUGUUAGGUGAUGUCUGUUGUAGUUUGAAGAGUCCUUAACCUUGAUUAAGGAAGGCUUCCUGGGAGAGGUGGGCUUUUGGGGCAAUUAUAUGAUAGAGAAGAGAGAGAAAAAUGGCAGAUGGAAGUCAGAGACAGUUCCACACACGGGGGGUGGAGAAUGAUGUGGAGGCAGCAGUGGGUGUAAGGACAGUGGUGCCAAGAGAUUUGGCUAGAACACAAGGGGCAGCUGGGUAGUUAGGAGUGGGAGGAUGGUAGGACAGUCUGACAGAAACCUUGGAACCAGUUGAACUCUGAAAAGCUGAUGGGAAAUCAGUAGAUUUCAUGAGGAAAAUGGCAUGGUUGAAAAUAGUAAUAGAAAAAUAAGACCAAAGUUUUAAAUGACUGGAUUUUCAAAAGUAGGAUUGUUAUUUCUUUGGUAUACCCAACUUUGCAAAGAUACGUAGCAUUGCAUCCUUCCUCUUUGCUUCUAGACAGGGUUGGCCAUAAACCAACUACACUGAUAGAGGUCUCCCCAGAUUGUCUCAGAAGAGAGAGGGUUUACCCUGAAACUUAAUGACAUGAAUAAGACCUGUUUACUGAAAUUUUUACUGCAAUUUAACGUUAAAAGUUUCCGCUGGAGUUUUAUGCAUAUUUUUCUAAGUGGUGGGAAAUAAAGAACAGAUCUCUUUCCAUGUAAUGACUCUUCUCUGUGCUCAAAGACCAAGACUCUGUCUCUUGAGAUACCAAUUAAUACGAAAUAUUCACAGUUUAUCUUUUCCUAGGUCCCAAUUUCUUUCCUUUUAUUGUUAACUGUCUUCACUUCUCCCGCUUUUAAAAAUCUAAACUCAGUUAAGCAACCAGUCAUGGAAAUCUUCCUCAGCUGGGGGUUAGCUGGAAAAGGGAGAAAACCAAUGGCAUUCAUCAAUAACAACAAAAUCCCAGUUUGCAAGUCAUUCUAGCUUUAGGAAAUAUGUAGGUAUGUAACAAGAGAAAAAAUCUCCAUUGAAGAAUCAGAGGCCACAUUACACAGCAGUUUGGGAAAACUCACUCAUAAAUAUGUAUGAGUUUUAUUAUUUCUUUGGUAAACCCAACUUUGCAAAGCUUUACGCCUAGAAUCCCUCCAAAAAACACUUUUUCACCAAUCUUUAAGCAAACAGUGGUACUGUAUUCUCAACAGCAUUCUGGGGAACUUCACCCAUUCAUUUUUAAGGAUAUCUUUGUGGACACCUUCUAAAUAUACAUUGCAUUAUUCUUGACAACACAGGGUUUUCUGUAUCUUAUAUGCACCUAGCUUUUUGUUUGAAUUUCUAAAAAUUAUAUUUAAAUAAAAGUUUGAUUCAAGAGGUACUGCUGAUCUGGAAGCUUUGCUUUCCUUUCCAAAGUGCUUAGCCAAAUUCAGCUAACCUUUCCCACAUCUGCCAGAAAGGACCAUCUUUAGAACACCAGGACACUGCCAUGUCUGUGGUCUUGCAUAGAAGAGUUGGCCAAGCUAAAAGAUUUCUAUUUAAUCAGACACAGGCUGGGUGCAGUGGCUCAUGCCUGUAAUCCCAACACUUUGUGUGGCUGAAGUGGGAGAAUCACUUGAAGCCAGGAGUUUGAGACCAGGCUGGGCAACACAGCAAGACCCCCAUCUCUACAUUAAAAAAAAAAGAAUGCUGGGUGUGGUGGCUCACACUUUUUGUCCUAGCUACUUGGAAGGCUAAGGCAGGAGGAUUGCUUGGGCCUGGGUAGUCAAGGCUGCAGUAAGCCAUGAUUGUGCCACUGUAAUUAGCAUGAGUGACAGGGCAAGACCCUGUCUCUACCAAAAAAACAAACAAAAAAAACGAUACCUAGUCCUUUUGAGCCAAAUGUAAGUGAAACAGAACAAGAGCAGGGUCAGAGCAGCCUGAAUAGUAAUAGUCUUGCUGACAUAGGCACUUGAUUUGGGAGUGAGAACAACAGUGAAGAGCUUUUAGGCUGGUGGCUCAUGCCUGUAAUCCCAGCACUUUGGAAGGAUAAGGUGGGCGGAUCACUUGAGAUCAGAAGCUCAAGACCAGCCUGGCCAACAUAGUGAACCCCAGUCUCUACUAAACAUACAAAAAUUACCCAGGCGUGCUGGUUCACGCCUAUAAUCCCAGCCUCAGGGAGGCUGAGGCAGUACAAUCACUUGAACCCAGGAGGCGGAGGUUGCAGUGAGCCAAGAUUGUGCCACUGCACUCCAGCCUGGGCAACAGAACAAUACUGUCAAAAAAAAAAAAAAAGUGAGGAGCUUUUAACUUGGGAAUUUGGAACCUAAGUAGCCAGUCCUUGAAGUAUGCAUCAGAACUGAUGUGUUAGUAUGCUGUGUUUGAGGAGGGAAAAAUGAACAGUUUCUGAGAGGUAUGGAAAACCAGUUUCUUUGUCUAAUGGCAGGGAGUUCUUUUUCUGUUGUUCGUUGCCUUGGCUUCCAGCAGUUAAGGUGUACUGCAAUCAAACUGCCCUUUGAUUUGAUUGACUAAGCUACAAAUCAGAGACAUUAUUUAAGGGAAAGAUGAAUGUUGUGCAUCUGCCAUUACAAUUCCUUUGUCACUUGAGUAGCUUGUUAUGCAUCGUGUCCUAGGCGCCCUUCCCUGUUGACAGUAGGAAUAAGGAAAUGGGGCUAGCACAGGAAGUUACCACUUAAAGGUUCAAACCCCUGAAAACUACAAAAAAAUUAUUUCAUAGAUGUAGCCCUGAAGGUCACUGUACUUACCCUUGUCUUUGAAAACCCUGUAGUUAAAUUUUGCCAGCCCAGACUUGGGCUGAAUAAUUGAGUCUGAUGCACCUAUUUUCUACGUUAGAGCACUGGAAUGGAUUUUUGUGGCACCAAACUAAUCAUUUGGUUGAAUUAACCCCCUCUUCUUAACCAAGCAACACUUUUUUCAUCUUGGUCUGGUCUCCCCUGAGGCUGUGGGUUGCAAAAAUCUUCCAGGUAGCUUAUAAUAAUCCUGCCUUGGACCAGAGUUGUGUUGAACAGAAUCAGCAUCUUAGGAAAUAUGGAAAGGAGAAGGCCUCACAGUUGUUUUAAGAAACCAGCACUUUCUUAUGCAGAAAUGCUGAAAUGCUGCCAUCGAAUUACCCUUAUUCAGUGAACUGACAGCCAAGUGCCACCCCAUGACACUUCUAACAUAUCUCUCCUCUUGUUGGAAAGCUAGCUGCCGAGUAUACUCUCCAUUUCUGAAAUUGUUUGCAAUGACCUAAGACUUUCCUCCUGUCGAACAAUAUGUAACUAUUGAUUUGGAUCCUUCCCUCACCCCUCACCUUUCAUUAUCAUCAUUUAGGGAAUUCCUUUAAAACAGAAAAACAUAUUAAGAAGUUAAAAAUUAGUGGAGGGCAGGCGUGGUGACUCACACCUGUAAUCCCAGCACUUUGAGAGGCUGAGGUGGAUGGAUCACUUGAGGUCAGGAGUUUGAGACCAACGUCGCCAACAUGGUGAAACCCCGUCUCUACUAAAAAUACAAAAAUUAGCCGGGUGUGGUGGUGCAUGCCUGUAAUCCCAGCUACUUGGGAGGCUGAGGCGGCUGAGGCAGGAGAAUCGCUUGAACCCAGGAGGUAGAGGUUGCAGUGAGCCAAGAUCGCGCCACUGCACUACAGCCUGGGUGACAGAGUAAGACUCUUGUCUAAAAAAAAAAAAAAAGGAAUCUGGGCUAUGGGCUGUUAGCAUUUCUGAUAGUUACUACCAGAGAUAACUAACUCCUGGACUGAGGGAGAGAGUAGUGCAUUUGCCCAAUUGAUGUCCCCUAUAAGAAAACUGAUGUUUUUAUUUCAGUUUCUAAUCUUUAGGAAGUUGUCAAAGAUGAAAAGGCCAAUUUUUGGGGUAAUUUAAUAGCUUUUCCCAAAAAUUAUUGAAAAAGCACAAAAAGUUCAGAAAUGCCUCGAAGACUCUAGCUGAGAUGGAUGGACUGACUUGAACUUUUCAGUAGCAGACGAGACAGCAGGAUUCCGACGCUGAGAUCGUGGUUAUUUGCUUUGGAGAGGUGGGGUAACAGCUUUUCCACACAAUAUCCCUAGUAGGAACCUCUUUUUGGCCUUUUUAAGGGCAAACUGCAGCUGAUAAAGCCACUCCAGUGGAGGCAGAAGCAUUUGUUGUGGCACUAGCCACAGACAGGUGAUAGGAAUGUCAACCUCACCUGGCUGUCAACCCCAACAAGAAAAUCUUGGCCUUGUUCUGGGCAUGCAUAGCUUCAGAUUCAGGACACCUGUCAGAUCUAAAAUGGGCAUGGGUUUUAAUUUCAUUUAAUUUCAACUUCCAAUGAUACAAAUGGAAGAUGCAAAGCGAAAUGCUUUUGAGAGCAAAGUCUCCCAGGGGUGCCUCCGCCCGCCCCCAGCGACAGUGGAAAAGAAGGCGUUUGUGGGAGAGAAGGGUGGCUAUAGACGUCAUUGCAUCAUCCAAAUGCCAGCUGUGACCUGGCUCAGAGUUUUCCAGUUAAAAAUAACUACGGCUUACAAUUGGGGGAAAAGAGUAAACUGUUGCGUCUCCAUGGAAACUAGGAGUGUGUGUGUUGGGGGGUGGGGGGAAGACAAGCUACAGAUUUCUAGCACAUGUGGCAAGAUGGGGUGGAUGUAGGGACCAGAAGCUUAGAGGCCCUCUGAUGAAAGUUGAUACCCGUAUUUAGCGUCCAGGAUGUGGCCAGACACUGCUCCAGGGCUCUGGAGACACUGCAUCAAGGAUUUGUUUACAACAAUAUGUACAUCUUGGGUCUGGUGAAGAAUUAAUUUGAGUCUUCUGACUUCCUGUAACAGAUUUGCUACUAUUUGGCAAAGCAAAGAGCAGAUGAGCAAGACUGUAGGUUAAAUGUUGCCUUUUAACCAGUCUGGGAACCUCUGCUACCUUUCCAUUCACAUUCUGUUUCUUAGCAUAUUCAGCACACCUUCAUUUGCAUAUUCAGUAGUUUGGUUAUGAUACAUGUAGUAGUUUAUAAUUAGAGGAGAAGUCUCCAGGUUUUUUGGGCUGGUUUGGAAAUUUACUCCCCUUCAGUAAGUCCAGGUUUUCUUCUUUGUUCCAUGAGCUUAUGCAAAGCAUCAUUCAUUAGCUUGUUUGUCUUUGAAGGUAGGUCUGUUAUCAUUUCUGGUAUACUUACUACCAGAGAUAACUAACUCCUGAGGGGAGAAUAGUUCAUUUACCCUUUUUAAAAAGGUCUCUUUAAAAUUUUCUUUUCUUCCAAUACAUUCUAGUUGUAAACAAAAUCGUUUUAAACACUCAUUUUAUUUUUAUUUUUUUUGAGACGGAAUCUCACUCUGUCGCCCAGGCUGGAGUGCAGUGGCGCGAUCUCGGCUCACUGUAACCUCUGCCUCCCGGAUUCAAGCAAUUCUCCUGUCUCAGCCUUCUGAGUAGCUGGGACUACAAGCGUCUGCCACCAUGCCCAGCUAAUUUUUAUAUUUUUAGUAGAGAUGGGGUUUCACCUUGUUGGUCAGGCUGAUCUCGAACUCCUGACCUCAGGUGAUCCACCCGCCUCGGCCUCCCAAAGUGCUGGGAUUACAGGCGUGAGCCACCGCGCCCACCAUUUAUUUUUUGAGAUGGAGUCUCACUGUGUCACCCAGGCUGGAGUUGCAGUGGUGUGAUCUCGGCUCACUGAAACCUCUGCCUCCCUGGUUCAAGCAGUUCUCCUGCCUCAACUUCCCGAGUAGCUGGGAUUACAGGCGCACACCACCAGGCGCAGCUAAUUUUUGUAUCUUUAGUAGAGAUGGGAUUUCACCAUGUAGGGUCAUGCUGGUCUCCAUCUCCUGACCUCAAGUGAUCCACCUACUUUGGCCUCCCAGAGUGCUAGGAUUAAAGGUGCGAGCCACCUUGCCCCACCAAAACACCCAUUUUAAAAUUAAGAGUUUAUAGAGCAGGCUGGGCACAGUGGCUCAUGCCUAUAAUCCCGGCUAUUCGGGAGGUUGAGGCAGGAGAAUCGCUUGAACCGGUGAGUUGGAGGCUGCAGUGAGCCGAGAUCACGCCAUUGCACUCCGGCUUGGGCGACAAGAGUGAAACUUCGUCUCAAAAAAAAAAAAAAAAAAAAAAUAGAGCAAAUAACUGAGGAAGAAGUAGGGAUUGUUGACAUUACUGGCCCUCUACAGCUAAAUGCUUUCUUGUUUACCUGCCUGGUGUACUGAAAAGAUCUGAGCACUAAUCCCUGUUCUGGUAUUUAAUAAUAAUGCAACCUUGGGCAGUUUCUUAAUACUUCAUGUCUAAAGUGUGGUUGGUAAUACCUACCUGACUGGGUUGAUGAAGAUUAAAUGGGCCGGGUGUGGUGGCUUACGCCUGUAAUCCCAGCACUUUGGGAGGCCAAGGUGGGUGAAUCACCUGAGCUCAGGAGUUUUCUUUCUUUUUUUUUUUUUUUUUUUUUUUUUGAGACGGAGUCUUGCUCUGUCGCCCAGGCUGGAGUGCAGUGGCGCGCUCUCUGCUCACUGCAAGCUCCGCCUCCUGGGUUCACGCCAUUCUCCUGCCUCAGCCUCCCGAGUAGCUGGGACUACAGGCGCCCGCCACCAUGCCUGGCUAAUUUUUUUUUUUUUUGCAUUUUUAGUAGAGACGGGGUUUGACGUUCGCCAGGAUGGUCUCUUAUCUCCUGACCUCGUGAUCCGCCCGCCUCGGCCUCCCAAAGUGCUGGGAUUACAGGCGUGAGCCACUUCGCCCGGCCUGAGCUCAGGAGUUUGAGACCACCCUGGGCAACAUGGUGAAACUCUGUCUCUACUAAAAUACAAAAAAUUAGCUGGGCUUGGUGGUGCAUGCCUGUGGUCCUAGUUGCUCGCACCACAGCACUCCAACUUGGGCUACAGAGUGAGACUCCGUCUCAAAAAAACAAAAAACAAAAAAAAAAACAAAAGAUUAAAUGGGUUAAGGUAUAUAACACACCUGGUGCCUCCCUUCCUUUUCUUUUCCCACUGAGCCUUUGACAUUUAGUUUCACUGCAGUCAGGUAUGAGCAGUACAUGAUUUUCCUGUACCACCCAAUUCACAUCAUGCAAAAAUCUUACAGAGGGACAUGAAGAUCUGCAAGAACAAAUGUUAAAACAGACAGAUGUGCAUUAUACAAGGAUGUUGUUUAUCUUGAAAUUCUCAUCACUGCAUCGCUACUGCCGAAGGGUUGAAUUAAGGGAAAAACAUUUCAGAGACAGAUUUGAAAUUACCUGAUUAUCCUAGACAUGUUGUAAUGUUCCCUUUUAUAAUGCCUGGCUCAAAAAGCUUGAUGUCAGGUUACAGAACUGUAUUCAUACUUUGAUUGUAAUUGUGUUAACAAAAGUAAAAAAUCUUGCAUACAAUCAAGACCAGAAAGAAAUCCAGAUGCUAAUUGUUGUUUUGUUAAGUAAUAAAAUUGUGGUAAGCAAUG